AUGACGCGGACUACUCAGCUCUUCCCUCUUGUCGUGGCCGCAGUCGCGGUUUCCUUCUUGUCAGCAGCGGCCGCGUCCAACACCACCACCUCGUCACUCCAAAGCCUCCUCGCCGAAGUGUCGCAGUGGCGGGAAACCCACCUGCGCGACCCUUCCUCGCACCCGGGCGGCGGCGCGGCGCAUGCUGGCGUCCGUCCGAACACCGUCGUGGCAUGGGCGCUGUCCUUCCUAGCCGCGUCCGUGUCGAGCGCCGGCGGCGUGGGCGGCGGGUCGCUGUUCCUGCCCAUCCUGAACCUGGUGGCGGGGCUGAGCCUGAAGCGCGCCACCGCCUACUCGUCCUUCAUGGUCACGGGCGGCGCGGCCUCGAACGUGCUCUACAACCUCGCGUGCACGGGCAUGGCGGGCCGCGGCGGCGGGAGGCUGAUCGACUACGACAUCGCGCUGCUGUUCCAGCCGUGCCUGCUCCUGGGCGUGAGCAUCGGGGUGGUGUGCAACGUCGUGUUCCCGGAGUGGCUCAUCACCCUGCUCUUCUCCCUGUUCCUCGCCUUCUGCACCGCCAAGACGUGCCGCGCGGGAGUCAAGAUCUGGCGGUCCGAGAGCGGCGGGACCGGGGCCAGGGCCGCGCGCGGCGACCACCACCACCACGGCAAGGAGCCCCUGCUGCUGCGGUUGCCCCGCGGCACCAGCGACGCCGACGCCGAGGGCGGCCGCGGAAAUGGCGCGGGGUUCCCGUGGGCGGACGUGGCGCUGCUAGUCAUGGUCUGGCUCUGCUUCUUCGCGCUCCAUGUCCUCAUUGGAGAUAAGCACGGGAAGGGCGUGAUCAGGAUUAGACCCUGCGGCGUCGCCUACUGGCUUAUCACCUUGUUCCAGCUACCUGCCGCUGUGGCUUUCACAGGGUAUAUUAUAUACGCCAAGAGGAAGAAACACGUUGUUCAUAGCCAAGACCAAGAGGAUGGCAAGGCAGAUCUUGUGGACACAGGAGUGGAAACCACCUUGCCAUCACUUACACUCCCGCUCGCCGCUUUCGUCACCGGGGCUCUGAGUGGCCUCUUCGGCAUUGGAGGAGGACUGCUUCUGAACCCUGUUCUUCAGAUCGGAAUACCCCCGCAGCGACGUCUUCGUUCAUGGUCCUGUUCUGUGCGUCCAUGUCCGUUCAUCCUGCUGGGCGUGGAGGGCAUCGGGCAGGCGUCCAUCUACGCUGGGAUAUGCUUCGUUGCCUCGGUCGUUGGGGUCGUCGUGAUCGAGCGAGCCAUCAGGAAGUCCGGGCGGGUCUCUCUCAUCGUGUUCCUGGUCACCGCCAUCAUGGCGCUCAGCACUGUGAUCGUCACCUGCUUCGGAGCGCUAGAUGUCUGGAUGCAGUACACCAGCGGGGAGUACAUGGGCUUCAAGUUACCUUGCCGACAUGGCAUCUUCGAUGGUGAGAGAACUGCUUGGUGUUACUGUUAUGGGCUUCGUUUUGGCUUGGCCUUUUUAUAUGGCUUUCUGAAGGAAGGUUUUGCAUUUGUGCUCUUCACCUUGUGA
Miscanthus lutarioriparius is the source of this 1521-nucleotide messenger RNA. Lineage: Eukaryota; Viridiplantae; Streptophyta; Magnoliopsida; Poales; Poaceae. The record is from the annotation of a GenBank genome assembly.